Molecule: messenger RNA, 996 nt
Organism: Talaromyces atroroseus
Lineage: Eukaryota; Fungi; Ascomycota; Eurotiomycetes; Eurotiales; Trichocomaceae
Exons: 4
Coding region: 1-996 (331 amino acids)
Biological process (GO): glutathione metabolic process
Cellular component (GO): cytosol
Molecular function (GO): 5-oxoprolinase (ATP-hydrolyzing) activity
Source: RefSeq, a predicted model, not a curated record
AUGAAGGGGAUCAGAUUGAUCCAAGAAUGCAUCCGAGAGUAUGGAAUUGGAACUGUACAGAAAUACAUGAAUGCCAUCCAAGACAAUGCAGAAAAAGUGGUGCGAGAUCUCCUCCGCAAGGUGCACGCCCAAUUUAGCGGCUUGCCAUUAGAAGCAGUUGAUUUCAUGGACGACGGAUCUAAACUCGUUCUGAAGAUCAACAUCAACAAAGAAGACGGCUCGGCAACAUUUGAUUUCACUGGCACCUCCCGUGAGACAUACGGUAACCUCAAUGCACCCAAGGCCAUUACAUUCAGUGCAAUCAUAUAUGUGCUCCGGUCUUUGGUCAAUCAAGACAUCCCCCUCAACCAAGGCUGUCUUGCCCCCAUCAAGGUCAUUCUGCCAGAGGGCACCAUUAUUUCCCCAUCGCACGGCGCAGCGACUGUGGGUGGGAACGUAGAAACUUCUCAGCGCGUGACAGAUCUUGUCCUUCGCGCGUUCCAGGGCACUUGUAAUAAUCUCACGUUCGGUUACGGCGGUCAGCUUGUCAAUGGUGUUGCAGAGCCUGGUUUCGGGUACUAUGAGACAAUCGCUGGAGGCGCUGGAGCAGGCCCGCAUUGGGCUGGUCAGUCUGGCGUCCACGUCCACAUGACGAACACACGAAUCACAGACCCCGAAUCACUCGAGCGACGAUACCCUUGCAUUCUCCACGAAUUCUCCAUUCGCAAGAACUCCGGUGGAGAAGGCCUACACCGAGGCGGUGAUGGCUGCAUCCGCGACAUUGAGUUCCGCCGAGAGGUCGACGUCUCAGUGCUUAGUGAGCGACGCACGAUUCCCCCGUACGGCAUGUGUGGUGGUGACGCUGGACAGGUUGGGGAGAAUAUCUGGGUGCGUCAUGACGAAUUUGGAUCGAGAGAGAUCUCGCUUGGUGGGAAGAACACGUGUAGAAUGAAGAAGGGUGACCGGAUUAUUAUUAGAUCGCCUGGUGGUGGAGGGUAUGGCAAGAAAGCCUGCUAG